AUGAAUAUUGAGGGUAUCCACAAGUGUGACCUCUUCGCGGCUGGACUAAUCAUUUGGGAGCUAUUGGAGAGACGCAAUCUCCCGAAGGAUUGGGCGACUAUUUCUUUCCUUCACAACCUCACCGCAGAAAGCAAGAAGUUGGGGGACUUAAUUUUAGGUUGUUCAUCGCCUUCGACUCGAAUUGAAGAACGGUUCAGUGUCGAAGAGGCUUUGGAAAGAGUGGAAAGCCUCAAAAAGGUUUUCCAAGAUCUUCGACAUCAACACCCCGGGAAGUUUCUCGUUGAGCCACAAAUCUGCAACCAGAAAAAGCUCCUUGAGCUUCCUGAAGGAGUAUUCGAACCAGAAACAGUAAAAACUAACUUCACCUUCUCUAUAUUGAGUUUUGGAGGUGUAGCUGGUGGGACGGGAAAUUAUGCGGUCACAGAAAAUGCCCCGGAAAUCAUAGUCAAACUCGAUCCCCUUAUGCAAACUUUUCUCCACGAAUGGACCCCGAAAAUUGAGCGAAAGAGCAAUUUCGUGAAGUUAUCGAUUCCAGAAAGUGAAGAAAAGUUGAAUUGUAUCGAUUCUUUCAAGUUUUUGGUGAAUUCGAAUAGUGUAAAUGAGAUGAGGAAUCGGAUUGGAGCAGAAAUCUCAAUGAAAAUCAAUGCUUUUGAAGAAAAAGCGAUUCUAGCCAAAGAAAUGCAAGGACUGAUUGAAUUUAUUUUUGAAAAACACAGCGCCCAUGAUGAAGCGAAGCAAUUGAUCAGAAAUAAGAUCACUAUUUAUCUGUUGGAUAAGAAAUUCCAAUCGGAGGAGCUGAAAUCGAUAUUGGAAGCGCUUUCUGAGCUGUUGAUCCUCGAUCUGAAUAUACAGGAAAUUCUCUACAGAUUCAGUAUCUAUGCUUUAUGGAAUUGUGAACUGAUGAAUUUGUCCUGGGUUGAACUAUCAGAACUUUUACAAUUAGCUAUAACUAACCUUGAAGAAGCUGAAAUGAAUUUCACUCGGAGAAAACGAUUCCGAACUUUCAAUAUCGGAGAUUCGAGAGCAGAAUGGUGUACAUCUUUUGGCAUUUCUUUCAGAAAAGAUCUCACGGAAAUCAGAGAGGAUUUGUUAAAGAAUAUUUUAACGCCACGGGAACGACAUUUAGACGUAAUUGCUAUUGAUCUAGAGACUUUUCGGAGAGCUCUCUAUGAAAAAUUGGACGAUGUUAAAAGAUAUUCCGUCAAUGAAGUGAAGAAUGAUCCUGAAUCGGUUCAAACUUUGGAACAAUUUCUGAAAACAGAAAUUGAACUGAAAAAGGAUCCAAGAAUUGGCUUCUACUUUGUUUAUUUAAAGGAGAAACAGAUUUAUACUCAGUACUGUCAUGAUGGCGGUGAGGAGAAUGAGGAAAGAGAAGGGCUAUUGAUUGGUCUCAAUGUCAAAAGUCUCAACUCGUUCUGGCACCACGAUUUCAGAUUCGAAUCGAUUUCCCAUUUCUGCUUUACCGAAUUUUUCCGAUCUGUGUACAUUGGGCUCUACGAACUGAAGCCGAUUCUCGAUUUGAUGCUGCAAGAGCUGAGGAACAUGAAAACUGAUGUGAUGGAGAGCAGUUAUCACAAAUCGAUGAAAGAAGAGAUCAACAAAUUCUGGAAGGCCCGCCAGAUUUUCGUUUUGCCGAAGAGUGCCGAAAUCGAUGCAAAUAGUGCUUACAAGUGGCAGAAAUCUCCAUCAACACGGCCAGAUCAUAAACGUCGGAGUUUU
Molecule: messenger RNA, 1719 nt
Organism: Mesorhabditis belari
Lineage: Eukaryota; Metazoa; Nematoda; Chromadorea; Rhabditida; Rhabditidae
Source: the annotation of a GenBank genome assembly